Molecule: messenger RNA, 672 nt
Organism: Boeremia exigua
Lineage: Eukaryota; Fungi; Ascomycota; Dothideomycetes; Pleosporales; Didymellaceae
Exons: 3
Coding region: 176-586 (136 amino acids)
Biological process (GO): protein peptidyl-prolyl isomerization
Molecular function (GO): peptidyl-prolyl cis-trans isomerase activity
Source: RefSeq, a predicted model, not a curated record
UAACAACAAUUACAUUAGAGGAACGACCUGAGUUGACGUCGAUCGGACCCUUAAGGCCAGAUUCCCUUGGCACUACCCCACACCAAGCUCCCACCGCCCUGGUGGCGCCUCUAAAGUACAGCUCCAUAAGACUCGCAAACCUGCAAUUCUACACCAAACACCCCAAUUGCCCAAUAUGAAGCUCACAACCGUUCUUGCCCUUGCCGCGACCGCGCUCGCCGGAGAGACCAUCAACAACGAGCACCUCAAGACCGAAGUCGUCACCGCAGUCGACUGCAAGCGCCCCACCAUCGCCGGCGAUAAGAUCCACGUCCACUACCGCGGCACCCUCGAGUCUGACGGCUCCGAGUUCGACGCCUCGUACAACCGCGGCCAGCCCCUCAGCUUCAAGGUCGGCAGCGGCCAGGUCAUCAAGGGCUGGGACCAGGGCCUGCUCGACAUGUGCCCUGGCGAGAAGAGGAAGCUGACUAUCCAGCCGGACUGGGCAUACGGCAGCAGGGGCGCUGGGCCAAUCCCAGCGAACAGCGUGCUGAUCUUUGAGACCGAGCUGGUUAGCAUUGAUGGUGUGAGCAAGGAUGAGUUGUAGACGCGCUUAAGGUUUUAGGAAGAUGCUGGAACGCCGUAUAUAAAACGAAACGACAAUCAAAACUUGUAUGCACUUGGACGUUUGCG